Temnothorax curvispinosus is the source of this 2238-nucleotide messenger RNA. RefSeq names its product trafficking protein particle complex subunit 12. The coding region runs from base 207 to 1781 and encodes 524 amino acids. The transcript has 2 exons. The record is from RefSeq and is a predicted model, not a curated record. Gene Ontology annotation, molecular function: protein binding. NCBI's taxonomy places the organism in Eukaryota, Metazoa, Arthropoda, Insecta, Hymenoptera, Formicidae. Gene Ontology annotation, cellular component: TRAPP complex; Golgi apparatus.
ACACGGCACAGAUAGGAAUUUGGCGGACAUAACCUCAAUUGGGAGGUUAACGUCGAAGAUAAAUUUGUUGUCAAAAUAGUACCGAAAAAGUUCCGACAAUUUAACCGUGAUGUUACGAGAUAUCAUCCACUACAAAAAUUUUUGAAAUUUCUGCGAAAGGUAGCAAAUCCGACACUUGGAAUAAGAUAAUCUAAUUUAAAAGAGAAAUGGCAGAAAAUAACGUCAUCAAGUCAAAAGAUGGGAACACGGAGAGCAGCGUGGACGUCAGUCGUUAUUUGAACAGCGCGCCGCCCACGAUCUUCGACGAAAUCGUCGCAUUUCAGAAGCCUUUAUUCGACAUGCAAUCGACUGCGAGUCGAGUCUCCAAUUACGAUCCCUUAUCCGACGGCGGGUCAUCAAGCGCCUUCGACGCGGAUUCUCUGCGCGCGUCCACGACCUCGCUGUUAGACUCUGCGGUUGAUCGGGUUGAGCACAGCGCGCUGAACGAUGCCUACAGAGACACGUGGAUACCGUCGGAGCAUACGCGAAAGAUAUUACGAUCCAUCGCAACCACUGCGACUGGCGCGAGUCACUUGGAUCGUGAGAAUCUCACUAUGCCCGGACUGGCUGUACAGGGUGACAUGCCCGACUUGAUCAAGAACGCCUCUAUUCACUUCCUAGGCGAGGACGAGAACAUCCACCGGAACGUGCUCACGGUGUCCGACGUGACGCAGGACGAGCGCGGUUUGAGGAAUCUGAUACAGGCCGGCUGCUAUCGAGCGGCAGUCAAUCUGUCCGGUAGGUUGCUGGCUAUCUAUGCUCAGGGCUACGGCAAGAUUAAUCAGCCCAGCAAGCACACGCCCCAUUCGCUGCAGCUCUGGUAUACGAGACUGUCACUGUUGGCCAAGCUGCGACAGAUAGAUGUCCUGGAAAGCGAGUCGAAGCCGUUUGGCAAUUUAGACAAACCUGACAUGUACUUCACUUUUUACCCGGAAUUGUAUGGCACCAGGCCAGGCUCCAUGGCGUCGUUUGCAUUCAGAUUAUUGCUGGCGGAAAUCCCGUCUUACUAUGGUAAACCGAAACAAACGUUAGAAAAUUUAUACAAAUUAUUGGCGACUGUUAACCAGAUUAUAGCUAAUUUCCGAGCUGGUCUCAGCGGCGAGGGGACGCACGCGAGGAUCAGCGAAUCCGAUCAGCAGGAUGCUGUGAAACUGUGGACUGCCAGGAAAUCUAGAAUCCUGGUCUCUGUCGUCAACUGCGCCAUCGGCAUGAGAAACUACAUUCUCGCGAUAGAGAUCCUGGAGGAUCUGUGCAAGCUGCCAGAUUGGAGCACGGAGCAGAUAGGUAUCUUAAAGUCGGCUAUAGGAAGGGUACAUUUGUUCCUCGGCGACGUUACAGCGGCGGAGAAGUAUCUUGUUCGCGCUAAUAAGGAAGAGAAGGCAACGAACGUCAGGGAGCUGGUGGAUAGCGGCCUAAUGGCGGUCGCGCAGAACGCCUUUCAAGAGGCCUACAACUGCUUCCAGUCCGCGUCGACGAUGGAUCCGUCCAACGUAAUGUUGAUCAAUAACAUGGCGGUGUGUUUGUUGUACACUGGUCAGCUGAAAGCGGCUGUAUGGCUGUACGAGAGCGUUGUCAAUAGAAAUCCACUCAAGAGUCUGCAAGAGCCGAUCUUAUUAAACAUGUGUACGUCAUACGAACUGCAUACGACACACUGUAAACAACCGAAGUUACACUUAUUGCGGCAGCUAAACAGAUACAAGGGCGACGCGGCCGAUAUUCAAUGUCUAAAACUAGCAAUGUAAUAUGUUAGUCACGAAUUGUUAUUGUUAAACGCGCGUUAACACAUUGCGAUCCAAGUCUGUUAUUUUUACAAAUUAUAAGCUGUGAUUUAAUUUAUGAAUAAAUGUAUAUAAAUACUAAGAUCGGAGAAUUCAGGUACCAGCAAUUCGGGUCACCUUUUUCAAAAAUUUAAUCUAAAUUGGAGAUUCUCAUCUUUAAGUUUAUUAAUCUACUUUCUUGAAAACUAUCAAAAAUUAAACUGACUUAAAAAAUUAAACGGACUUAGUUCUACUAUUGUUGACUAAUUUUCUUAUAUUUGGAAGUGGGAUCACCGCUGCACUCCGACAAAAAAAAAUGUUGCAAAUUUUUUACUAUUUUUAUGUACAAACUAUACUUGGGAUCGGGUCACAAAGCGUUGAUCCUCAGGGAAGAUGUAAAUGUGAUAUUAAUAAGAAUAAAAGUAUAAUGUUUUGUUACAUA